This is a messenger RNA of Carcharodon carcharias (great white shark), 9261 nucleotides long. RefSeq names its product oxysterol-binding protein 2-like. Gene Ontology annotation, cellular component: membrane; cytosol; intracellular membrane-bounded organelle. Gene Ontology annotation, molecular function: cholesterol binding. The record is from RefSeq and is a predicted model, not a curated record. The transcript has 14 exons. Lineage: Eukaryota; Metazoa; Chordata; Chondrichthyes; Lamniformes; Lamnidae. The coding region runs from base 133 to 2175 and encodes 680 amino acids.
UGUGCGAGAAUGCCUGCUGGAUUGAGAGCGCUGAAUGCUGAGGAAGGGCAGCUGCUGAUCGAGGACACCAUGCUCAUCUCCGUGUUAAUCUAGAGCUCUGCCCUGCUUCACCGAGCGACACAGCCGAGGGGGAUGAAGGGGAGAGGUUGCUGGGAGACGGGAUCCGCACGUUCGUUCUGUCACUCGGGCUGCCUGAGUAAAUUGAAGAGGGAUGACUCUGGUGACGAGGAGCCAACCUCGCAAUCUGAUAAGAGUGAGCUGCAUGCCACCCUGAGGACCCUGGCCAACAAGCUUGAUGACUUGAGCCAGUGCAAUGACCUCAUCGCUAAGCACGGGGCAGCCCUUCAGAGAUCCCUGAGUGAACUCGAGAGCCUGAAAUUAUCAGCUGAAAGUGGAGAAAAGAUUAAAGCAGUCAAUGAGCGAGCGACCCUUUUCCGCAUCACCUCCAAUGCUAUGAUCAAUGCAUGCCGUGACUUUCUGGAUUUAGCAGAGACACACAGUCGCAAAUGGCAGCGUGCUUUGCAGUAUGAGCGUGAACAGCGCAUCCGCCUGGAGGAGACCAUCGAGCAACUAGCCAAGCAGCACAACAGCUUGGAACGUGCCUGCCGUGGAGCACCCGCAUUGCCAACAAGCUCCACAGAGAUUUCCAGCACUAGUAAAGGGAGCUGGACCAGUUCUUGGCUGGGACAGAGAUCGCACCAUAUUAAAGCAAGAGCACGACACGUGAAAGGGGAGACAAGUGAUGAAGAUGAGGAGACUGAAUAUUUCGACGCCAUGGAGAAUGCACCAGAAUUCAUCACAGUAACCACGGAUACCACAAAGCACAGGCGUACAGGAAGUAAUAUCAGCGGAACCAGCAGCGAUCAGACUGAAACCUGGAACCUGGAGGACCAUGUUCUUGAGUGUCAACACCAAGCUUCCUUCAGUGCAGCAAGCAGAGAGGUAAAGCCAAACAGAAAGAGACGGACUCAAAUCCCAGACAAGCCCAAUUACAGCCUUAACCUCUGGAGCAUUAUGAAAAACUGCAUUGGGAAGGAGCUAUCUAAGAUUCCCAUGCCUGUAAACUUCAAUGAACCUUUAUCAAUGCUUCAGAGACUAACUGAGGACUUAGAGUAUCACGAAUUAUUGGACAAGGCAGCUAGAUGCGACAAUCCUGCAGAGCAGAUGUGCUAUGUGGCUGCAUUCACUGUGUCUUCUUAUUCAACAACCACCCAUCGCACAGCAAAGCCUUUUAACCCUCUGCUUGGGGAGACGUUUGAGCUGGACCGGCUAGAGGAGAGCGGCUUCCGCUCGCUGUGUGAGCAGGUCAGCCAUCAUCCGCCCGCUGCUGCCCACCACGUCUAUUCUAAAUACGGCUGGACCCUGUGGCAGGAAAUCACCAUCGCCAGCAAAUUUCGUGGGAAGUACCUCUCCAUCAUGCCACUAGGUGCUAUUCACUUACAAUUCAACAGUGGGGGCAACCACUAUGUGUGGAGGAAGGUCACUUCCACAGUGCACAACAUCAUCGUGGGCAAGCUGUGGAUUGACCAGUCAGGAGAGAUCGAAAUCAUAAAUAACAAAACGAAGGACAAGUGUCAACUCAAAUUCAGUCCCUACAGCUACUUCUCAAGGGAAUGCGCCAGGAAGGUAACAGGAGUGGUGACAGACUCCGAAAGCAAAGCCAGCUACAUCCUGUCAGGAACAUGGGAUGAAAAGAUGGAGUUUGCAAAGGUUGUGGAGAGCAGUCAAGACGGGACCAGCUGUGAGGGCAAACAGAAAACUGUCUACCAAACUCUCCCUCCCAAAGUGCUGUGGAGGAAGUAUGCACUUCCUGACAAUGCAGAAAACAUGUACUACUUCUCUGAACUAGCGUUGACCCUGAAUGAAAUGGAGAGUGGAAUGGCACCGACUGACAGCCGCUUGCGACCAGAUCAACGUCUGAUGGAGAACGGCGAGUGGGAGGAGGCGAACGUGGAAAAGCAGCGACUGGAGGAGAAGCAGAGAGCCGUGCGGCGCUUGAGGGAGGCGGAGGCAGCCACAGCUGCAGAGGAAGGCAGGGAAUAUGAACCCUACGAACCAGUAUGGUUUGAGAAGAAAGAGGACCCCAUCACUGGAGAGGAGGUGUACGUUUACAAAGGUGGCUACUGGGAAUGUAAGGAGACACAGGACUGGAAGAUCUGCCCAGAUAUCUUCUGAGUGCCAUUGACUCUGGCCCGAUGGACUUGAGCGUCUCCCUGGCCACCUGUGGGAGAGGAAAGGAGUGCCGCGAGCCUCCACUGUGGAACUCAAAACAGUGGAAACACUGGGCAGCUUUCUGGUACAGACAACGUCAAUGCGAAGGAACACCAUGCCCCCAUCACCCUAGACAAGGAUACACACCUCAGAAGGCCCAAGAACAGUUAGCCUGAGAUGUCCAGGAAGUAAAAGCUGUGGGUUGCUUGGGGAUUGGGCAUGAGCACCAGUAUUUUAACAAUCAAAUCCCCCUCACCCCACCCCAUAUCCCAAAUGUUACAUGUGAUCCGUAUCUUUGGGUAUGAACGAGAUGAUCAUUAGUUGUCACAACGUUUCCCUGACCAGAGCUUUUUCUUUCAGUAUAGCUGGAUUUAGAUUUUAUUAUUUAAUCAAAAUGAACAGCACAGAUUACUGGCGGAGGUGUUUGCCAGUGUCAUUCUGUGUUGGAAGGCAGGUGGGGUUUGUUCAGUAUCAAAUGGGCUGUCGACACCGGGUCCUUGAUGGUCUCGGAAUCAAGAGAUGGUAAAGCUGCAGAAUCAAAAGGCUCAGCCAUCAAAAGAACUAGCAGCCAAGUAGGGAGGGGCCUUCAACAAAGCUUUACUGCAAUUGAAAUAAGAAUUUAAGCUAUCUUUACAAAGUCUGUGAGUUAUGCUUCUGGAGGGUGAAGUGUAGAUCAUGACAGCCAGGGUUUGAAGAAUGCUGUCCCAUAUCUUAGUUUAGUUUGAGUAAGUCAUGUUUUAGAUCCCCUUAGACCCUAACAUUUUCAUGCUUCUGGGACAUCAUUGUAUAAUUACAGUAGCCAGGUAGCAAAUCACAUUCCAAACAGUGUAGAGAUUUGCAUGGUUUGUUACACCAAAUCACUUGGCCUAACUUAUGAUGCAUCAUCGAUGUUAUUCUCUGACUCACCAUCUUUAGCAGAUUAGCCCCACUUUCUGCCACACACACUCACCCCAACACAAUCUGCAAGAACACUGACACUACAGGUUGCUAUCUGCUCCUGCUAUGCUGAACUAUUGCUGAUUCAGAUUUUUUUUUGAGGGUAGUACAGCCUGGCAACUUUCUGUCACUCCUUUCUAAUCUAUAUGGAUGGACCAGGCAUGGCUGCCAAGAUUUACAGAACAGCAUAGCACACUCUUGGGUUUGUUCGCUGAACACCUGUUGGCUUUCUGUCUCGCACCUUGUUAGUGAUACCUGCCCUUUAAUUGUCAAAAUGGUUCCUGAGCGAGAGUCAAAGAAUGUGCCCACCAAAAGCAGGCACGUAAAUCAAAACGGCAGUGACAAGCUCCUUUGAAAAGCCAGCUAUGUAGCAUGGUGCAUACAGUGUUCUCAGGAUGGUUAUGAGGCUGAUCAGGCUAUCCUUUUGGGAAAAUGUUUCCCCCGGUACAGUGGAGUGGAUAUCACUGAGUAUCAUCUUGGAAAUCAGCUUAUGCUGCUGGUUUUACUGCAUGAACAUGAGGUGUGGUAGAACUUGCAGGCCUGACCCAGCCAUGGGUUAUUUUUCUGAAAAUCAAUGUUUAUAUUACGGUUUGAUGAGAUUUAUCAGUUCAAGGCCGGGAGGGAGGGGGAGAACUGAUGCAUAUUUAAAAAAGAAUGAAAACUGACUAUAGCACCCUCUGGCCAUUAGAUGUCACUGCUUAUGGGUCACACAGAAUUCCCACUGCCACCUGCUGCAGACUUUUGGUGCCAUAAUCCCACAGGAUUAGAGGAAACCCAAAACCGUGGAGCGUCGUGCUGACACAAAGUGGGAUUGGAAGUAGAGCUCUUAUUUCCUGAGAGUGACUGAUUCUCAGACGUCACAGAAUGCUGAGCAGUCACCAGUGUCCCAGUGCAGGGAUCAUUUCCUCAGUUCCCCCACCUGGCACAUUUCCCAAUUUACAACCAACUCCACUAAAUAAAACACCAAUGCUACAUAAACCUGGGGGGUACUGAGUGUCAGACAAGAGUUCUGCAGCAGAAGCUGAAAGCGGUCUCUGUUGCGUUGGAGGGAUCACUGUCAGGAGACAUGGAAUGUCUGCAUUUGUUUAGCUCCCAAACAGGAUAGCCUAUGGUUUGUUCCUGAGGAAACAGUAUGAUACAAAGACCGGCAGUGGAGAGUAAGGCUGUGUACACAUGCCUCAUUGGAUUGGCACCCAUUCAGAAGAUACCAGCUGGGUAGUGUGUACUGCUAUUGAAGAUAUCCAACAGCGUGUGACUAGAAAAGAUAACAUAAGGUUCAGAUGAAGAGUUCUCUUCAUCCCAUUGGAUCUCAUCCUUCAAGAUUGCCAUCCCCACUGCCCUCCCUUAAUGUUCACCCAAAUAGGCACACUGAGGCCCUCAGCCUAAUAUCUCAGUUAAAGGAUGGCAUGUUACAAUGCUGCAGUAUCAACCUAGAGAAGGUUCCUGCUUACUGAAUCUUAUAAUUAAACAGUGGUACAAUCCUGUAAAGCUCCUACUAAUGAGUCCUUGUUGGAUCACAAUUACAUUGGCCAGAGGACAAGAGGUGGCAAAUUAACUCCCCUGCACUGCUCAGCUCCUAAUCUCCGUCAUGUGCAGGGAUGGCAGAAUCUUCCCAGGAAGGUGCUUGAAGAAAUCCUGUUGAGUACCUAUUCGGAGCUGGCUGAGCAGCCGUGGAGAGAAGUCUGGGAAUAGGAUGCAGGAAGAACCCAGAAAUAGAGAAGAUUAAGAGUAUGAACUGAAUCAUAAAUUCCUGUAGCCGAUGAUCUUGCCUGAAUUACCCUAAUUAAUCUCGUGAUUCCAAUGUUGCUGUGUUUUUUACUUUAGGACUUUUGGGGGAAGUAGCACUGGUGACAUCAUGAAGUGCUGCUGCAGUGAUAUCAUGAACAGGGUUCUUGUGGUAUGAAAUCCCUGAUUAUAAAGCCACACAUAAAGCUGUGUACAUAAGAUGUCUCCUUGCAACCAGCAGUUCAGAAGCUUUUGACGGAGCAACAGUGGGUGACUGAUGAGUCUGUGACUGCCUCUGUGUAACAUUUAGGAUUGAGUCCUGGGCAACAGACUUCAAUGAAGAAUAAUGAUGAACAGUUUAAAUUUAAUUAUUGCAAAUCUAUAUCUCUAAUCAUGUGUCCCACCAUUAAUUUUCCUUCUACAUUUAAAAGAUCAGGCAGGCUGAGAAUCUGCCAAUGACUGAAGACUAAUUCAGACCCAGAAAGACAUAUGUGGGACUCUACCAUCAGUGGUGGCACUAUCUCAAUGUUUCGGCCCUACCUUCUGCAACACUUUUCCCACUUCCCACCUCUUCCCUCUCCUUUAAGCACCUAUAAACUUAGCUACUUGACUAUGCCUUUGAGCACCUAACUCACCCUCUGUCCCUGAACCCCAAAUGCCACCACCCUGCCUCCCCUGCUUAGCAUUCAUUUGUUGUACUCUUCGAAGCACUUUAGGACAUGUUUUUCUACAUUGAAGGCACUUUAUUAGUGGUAAUUUGUUGUUCGUUCUGAUUGGAAGCUCUCAGCUGGAGAAUUUAAUUAACUUAACAGAAGCAAGAGGUUAGCCCCUGGUCCAAUUGUAUGACAUUUGAACUUGAGCAGUUAUAGGUCCUUCCAAAUACUCCUUAUGAAGUAACUUAACCCUGACCUCUCCACACACAUCCAAAGGAGCUCUGUAACUUAGUUGAUGCUUUGAUUUUGGACAUAAUUUGCACAGACUAGAGAUAGAUAAAGAUGGAUAAUUGGAGAGUUACCUGCUGGUUUGUAAUGGAAACGAGCUGAGGAAGAAAUAACAGACCGCUCAGAGCAUGUAUUAAUGCGUUGGUAAUCCCUGCUGACAACAAUUGGGUAGUUUUCACGAACCAGUUCCUCAGUGAAUCAGAAUGAGCAAUAAGACCCUGAGAAGCAACUCCCAGGGCUGUUUUCCCUAUUGAACCAGGUGCUUGUGCCCUCUCUGCAUUAUGUAUACAGUUGAAUCCUGAUAUACACUUACAUUCACGUAUAAAUGCAAUGAAAACGCUUCUUCAUAAUAACAUUUCCUUUUAAAGAUGCACAAUGCAUUUAUGUCCUGAUGUACUUGUGGGUUUCCACACAGUAACUCUAAUCCAUUAGCUGGGCUAACAGGAAGAGGGGCUGAACGGAGACCAGAUGUUUCCACCCGGGGGAAGAGAGGAAAUCAGAAAGGGAAUUGGUCUUCCACCCCUGAGCCCACUCAUCCCAGUCACUGUUGAGAACUUCAUUCAGAGGCAGUAGCAGGCCUGGGGCAGAGGACUGCAUGGCUGCCCUUGUAACUGGGAAAACUCUUCCUCAUUUCCGCAAGUUUUCACAGAAGCACCAACCUUAAACAAAUGAACCCCCUGAAUCAACCUUCCUCGGUUUGUGAAAAGUGAGGUCUCAUGAUCCCGUCGUUUACCGACGGGAGCAUACCCAGAUUCAGUAAUUGGCCAAUAUGUAUAUAUGGAUUCCACUGUAACCAUAGCGCUACACCCCUUUGAGUAGUAGGAUUUGUUCUCUGUUAUACAGUAUUUGACUCUGAAUCUAACUUGCCACAGCACAAACGUAGCUUGUUACUUCCAAUAGAUUUGUAGAACGUUGGAAGCAUUAGCUUGCCACCAGCAGUUGUGAAUAUCUUGUGGGGACAAAAAUACCCAAAUAGAUCAUGUAUAUAUAUUUACAUUAUUUAAACUGUUUAGAACAUAAAACUGAGGUUGUAGAGAUCUGCAGUUUACAUUUAAGAGAUUGACUAUUAUCAUAUCAUAUAUUUAUAAUAUUGUUAAGAUUUGCAUAUCAAUAAUGUCAAAACAACACGGUCUGCCCUGAGUGAAUCCAUAGUACUUUAAGGGGAAAUGAGAGAUGAAGAGAAAGCUAAGAUUUUUAGUCUGAUGACAACUCGAAUCUCUGGGAAGAAAUUGAAUUUUUGAAUUCAUUUGAUCGUUGACAACUGCAAUAUGUCGGGGUGCCCUCUCCCCCAGAUCUCCUGUUCUUAUUCCCUUCCAUUUUCAGUUCCCUUAUGAUUCCUCUCACUGUACCCUUCAGCUAGGAGGACAGCAUGGUCUGACCUGCAAAAUCCCCACAUCCCAUCCAUGCUGCUCUAUGAUUGGUCAGUAGGUGUGUGUGUGUUUAUCUCCAUUAUCUUUUAGCUCUGCUUUUUCAUUCGCUGCACCCUUCCCUCAAACCCAUUUGGAUGGCACAGAUGUCUCCAAUAUUUUCUCCUUGCUGAGAUGAUUUCAGACUGAUAUUUUAAAUUUACACCCUUUGAUAUUGAGGACAGAGAACAGUCCUCUACAGAAUUGCUUACCACACUUUCCUAUUUAGAUACAUUUUGUGAAGAGUCCACUUUUGCCCCACUAGAUGGUAAACAAUCCAUCCUUGGAUGAAACGCUGUUUCAAAACUGAAUGGGGCAAACUGCGGACUUACACCAGGACGCUGACACCUGAGUUAGUUCUGGUAGAUUUAUAUGAAAAUGCAGUAAACCCCUCAACCAAACCAUGCAAAGUUGAGAAGCUUUUCUGGGACAAUAUCUCUCUGAAAACUUGCACAUUGACACUGAUGAUACCAUUUAUGGUUUAGAGCCUUACUCCUCAGCAUUGUCUCUUCAAAGUUCCUGUCAGCAAAGGUUAUGAACCACAAACACAGGAAAUAUUUUUCUUGGGAGGAGGGAAGAGGGUUGAAUCAAUCCAAUAGGUUGUUGCUUCACUUUGAAGUUGAUGUUUGGAUUCCUCUUCAGGGUUAAGCACAGGUCUUUCAGCUAAAUUAUCUGUACCUGGAUUGAGUAGCACAGUGUUAGGGCUGUCUAAUUCCUCAAAACAGAAAUGGACAGGCUAUUGAGAUGUCUGGUUCUCUAAAUAUUGUAAUAAGCCAAUUGAGCCACAUUAAAAUGAAGUAGACCAUAUCAUGGGACAAUGCUGAUUACCUCUUAUCCCCCCUGAGAACUGAUGAAAGGUACCUUGAACUUUUGCCUUCUCAUGAGUGCUAAGACUACCCCCAUUACUACUGUUGUUUUAGAUUUGAAGUCCAUUUCGGUGGGGAUGGUUUCACUUAAACUGUGCAUUGAGGACCUAUACAUUAAUUGUGUGCUCACUUCCCCUCUGAUAACAAAUAAAAUGUAGCAAGAGGACCUGGUAGUAAAAAAAGAGGUUAGAUGUGGGUACCCUGUAGAGGAUAUGAAAGUCUACUAUCUAAAGGUGCUAAAGCAUGAUGCCAUAAUCUCAAUACUGGACCUAAUUGACCAUUUUAUCUGGAUGUUGGUAUAUCCAACACCUGUCCCCGAGUCUCAUUGUAAAUGUUUGUCAAUUGGGCAACUUGUUGAACGUACAAGCAACUGGAUUGCGCUCUGCACGGAUACAGUGGGGCCCACAUUCUACCAUUUGAUGAAUAGAUGCAAUUUCCAGCUCCCUCUUGACUCGCAUUUCAAGACUCAUUUCGGUGGGCUAGUAUCGGGAAGUUGUUCCCACCAUGGUAAGACUUGAAUAAGGGACAAAAAUCACAAUCUCUGGUGGACUGUGCAAGAAUUACCAGUGUUCCUUUAUUAUGGAACACUUGGAUCACCUACUGAAGAUCACCACCAGGGGCUGAACUCAACAGUAUAACAGUAAAUAUUAUGACAUGUAUGCAAUAUGGAGAGACUGCAAUUUUUGAAAUUGAGUUUAUUCUCAUUGUUAGUACAGAAAAGCUCAGUGAUGGUUAUGCCUUUCUCUAAUUCUACUUUGUAAUAUUCAAUGAUAGAAAAUGUGCAGCAAAUCUAGCUUGCUGAGACUACACAACAGAAUAGUGUGUAUUUUCAGUGGUGCAAAGGUAUGUCCAGUGCUCAAUGUGUUAAUCAUGUUCUUCCCAUGUACUUGUAUAACCUGCUUAAUUAUGCAAGUAGCCAAAGCUCCUUAUUUUCUAUGUACAUUUGAAUUGCUUAAAGGAUUAUAUUUACAUACAUUAAUCAAUUAUUUGCAUAAAAUUUGAGCUUUUGGGUGCACUCACCUGCCCAUUUGCAUAUUCCACCACAGUUCAAUCUCUAAUCUAACCAGCACCAAUCAAAAUCCAUGUUGAACUGACAGGACAACAGAACACACCCUUCUUGUGAGAUUAAAGAUGAAAAUGCCAAAAAAGUGGAAAUAAAAUAAAUUCAGAAAUAAA